Messenger RNA from Botrytis cinerea B05.10, 1180 nucleotides. It is a transcript of the gene Bcmtq1, whose product is annotated as Bcmtq1. Gene Ontology annotation, molecular function: protein methyltransferase activity; nucleic acid binding. Gene Ontology annotation, cellular component: mitochondrion. Gene Ontology annotation, biological process: protein methylation. The transcript has 2 exons. The record is from RefSeq and is a predicted model, not a curated record. The coding region runs from base 107 to 1180 and encodes 357 amino acids. Lineage: Eukaryota; Fungi; Ascomycota; Leotiomycetes; Helotiales; Sclerotiniaceae.
GACAUUACGAAUAUAAGUCAGACAAGUAUGAAGCCUGUAUGAAUAAGUUGUUGCGUUCUUCGUACAUCAUAUUCCCAUUCACUUGAAGUUCUCACUUCAUGGCCUCAUGCCUCGGCUCUCUCAUGCUCUCCUGCGCAGAGCUUACAAUAUCUCGCCUUUGUUACCAUUAGUCCUCCGAGAAACACGCAGUCUCUCAUCUGCGAUUAAUGAAUUACGAUGGCUACGUGAACAUGUUGAUAAAACGAUGAGCCAUCGUGUUCCCAGUCAAAAAUGGAGGACUCUACUAAAACUCUGCCAAAGACGUGCUAUAGGGGAGCCACUGCAGUAUAUACUCGGAACCCAGCCUUUUGGGGAACUGGAGAUUCAAUGCCAGCCCGGAGUACUUAUACCUAGGCCAGAAACAGAGGCAUACACAACACAUCUAGCAAAACUUCUUAUCAAAGCAAGGCGUUCUUUUCACCAAACAUUGGGAAAUGAGCAGAACCCACUGAAGAUCGUUGAUUUUUGUUCCGGGACUGGUUGCAUUUCCCUUCUUUUAUACUCGCUUCUGACUAAAGUAUAUCCUAGACUCGAGAUCGUUGGUCUAGACAUCUCCAAAAAAGCGCUUGAUUUAUCAAUUCAAAAUGUUCGUUUUAAUGAUUUGAAAAGAUCUGCACAGCAAAGUGUUCGUUUCGAAUUCUCUGAUGUUCUCGGAGACGAGGAAAAGAUCCUAGAUAAAUUUCAAGGCGUCUGCGAUGUAAUUGUGUCUAAUCCCCCAUAUAUAUCAGAAGAUGGAUUCAACAAAGAAACGACACGAUCGGUGAGGAAUUGGGAACCAAAACUUGCACUGGUUCCCAAUGCAUCGAGGCGUGAAACCAUACAUUUUAAUGGUGAUUCUGGGAAUAGUCCUCUCAUCAAAGUGGAGGAUGUUUUCUAUUAUCGAUUGCUGCGAUUUUAUUUUCUUUUGAAGUCGAAAAUUCUUGUAAUGGAAGUGGGCGAUGAGGCACAGGCAAAAAGAGUGGCCCAAAUGGCAAUUGGCUCUUCAGAUAGAAUUGAAAUAUGGAGGGACUGGCCAGACCAACACGAAUCUGGAAGCGAAAGUGCAGAAUAUAUGUUUCUUGGCAAUUACGAAAUAGUAGUCAAAGGCACUGGGAUGGUUAGAGCUGUCGUCUUGCUCUCCAAUCAACAUUUUGAAUUAUAA